This is a messenger RNA of Pichia kudriavzevii, 1815 nucleotides long. RefSeq lists its product as uncharacterized. The coding region runs from base 1 to 1815 and encodes 604 amino acids. The record is from RefSeq and is a predicted model, not a curated record. Gene Ontology annotation, molecular function: protein phosphatase 1 binding; glycogen binding. The transcript has a single exon. Gene Ontology annotation, cellular component: protein phosphatase type 1 complex. Lineage: Eukaryota; Fungi; Ascomycota; Pichiomycetes; Pichiales; Pichiaceae. Gene Ontology annotation, biological process: regulation of glycogen biosynthetic process.
AUGCCUUACCUCGGUCCAAGAUCUUUCAAUACAACUCCAUUGACUAGUUCUAAUUUGGCUUAUUUAGGCGACGCAAACGAUUUCCAACAGGGAGGCUCUUCACCGGAUAAACUCAACAAAGUUACAAGAGAAGAAGAACCAAGAACUAAUGGAUUUCAAACAUCCUCAAUCACCGAUUCAUCAUCAAAUUCAAUAUCGGCCUUUUCCUCCAAUAUCGACAACUCUUCAAAAUCUUCAAAUUGCUCAAUUAAUACCGAAGUUGGAUCAUUGUCGCAUCGUACUAUGGCUGAUUUGAAUGAAGACGACAACAACACUGUUAUUUUACAACCUUGCAAUGACGAAACUCAUUUGAUUAUACCACAUUCACCCUUAAAGAGGUACAACACUUUAACUGUUGGGUCUAAUGAAGUUUCAAAUUCCUUUGGUUCUAUUAAUGAAUUGCAAGAUUUAACUCCGAAAAUCCCCUUGCUGAGAAAGAAAUCAGGAGAACUUGUUAAAUCCUCAUUGAAGUUGAAUAGUUUAACAAGAUCAAAUUCAAUGCCAAAUACUAAAAGCGUACGAUUUGCUACAACUUUAGAAAAUGUCAAGUUUUUCAAAAAAUCCGAAAAACCAACAGCAGUAUCCAAUUGUAGAUCAUCUAGUACUCCUAGAACUUAUUGGAAUUUUGAUUCUAGUUCAUCAUCAUCAUCAUCAUCAUCAUCGGAUAAUGAUGGAAUUGAUAAUGAUGCUGAUUUAGAAUGUGAUUCUCAAUAUAGCAAUCAUUCAAUUUUAGAUGAUUAUAAAUCAAACUUCGACUUGAAUGAUAAUUAUGAUGAUAUGCUGAACGAUACGACAAAUCAAAAGUGGAUUAUCAAGUCAAACGAUUGUCCUCAUAAUCCAUUUUCUUUGAAUUUUGCUAGAUUGGCUUCAAAUAGAAAUGUUAUUCUCGAAAGUGUCAAAUUGAACUCAAGCGGUAAUUCUUUAAUUGGUUUUGUCUAUGUUAAUAAUAUAGCAUUUGAUAAAAAGAUUGUGGUUAGAUUAACUCAUGACUAUUGGAAAUCGUUUAUUGAAAUUGAGAAUGCUAACUAUAUAUCUUCCAAUCAUAUUUUCAAGUACUCAGAUUCAAAUUCUAAUACUUAUGACAAAUUUUCCUUUAUUAUCAAACUGGACAAUUUGAAUAUUGUUUCAGAUGAAAUCAAUCUAGAGUUUUGUAUUCAAUAUACAGUCAACAAUAUGGAAUUUUGGGAUAAUAACGAUGGUAGGAACUACAAGGUUGUCUUAUUGAAGAACUAUAACAAUAAAAGUUUGGCAAAGCUUUCAAAGAUGAAUAAAUCUUGCAGAAACAACAAUGUUGAUGACUCAAAACGGCUAGAAAUUGAUGACUCGAGUAUCAAGCUAAAGGACAAUAAAAAUUUUAGGUAUGAAUUUUCAGAUUCUUUUGAUAACUAUAAACCAAAAACAGACAUUGCAUCCUUAAGAACUUCCAACUCUUAUGGCCUUAAAAAAAUCAAAUCAGAGUCUUCAUUACCAGAAUUUAAGUCCAAUUACACGUUUACAUACAAUCAUCUGUCCAACAAGUCAACUUCUGCUUUACACGAAAAUAAGAUUGAUGACUCCAAUUACUCAUUAUCUUCAAAUAGGAGAUUUUCUAAUACUCAGUAUUCAUCUAAAGCAGUUCCGCAAUCAGCUUCAGUUCCUCAGAAUGGCUUUGAAUCGAACGAUUAUGAUAGUAUCAUUAAGAAGUUCUGUUUCUUUACACCAAAUUAUCAAGAUCAGCAUAAUCCUUCUUCAAUUUCAAAUCUGAGUUAUCAGAAAUCUGAAGCUUCCUGCUUUUGA